GGAAGUAGCGGUGGCGUCCAGCCCCACAGACUUGCAACCUGAGCGAGUGUGUGGCCGCUGGCCGGCCCCGAACGCUACAAGCCACGCUGGCUGCGCGUGGAGCUGAGGACUCGUGCGGAGGCGGGAUGCUCCCAGGCGGCGAGAUCCGCGAGUCGCCGGCGGCUCCGUGCUCCUCUGAAAGUGGUGACGAAAGGAAGGACGUCGAAGAGAAAAGUGAUGUGCAUAUUACAGCUCUUGUUGGAAAUAAACAAGUCAAUGAAGAUACAGAUAAUGGUGAUCUCCCUUCUUACGUGUCUGCAUUUAUAGAAAAGGAAGUUGGAAGUGACCUUAGAUCUUUAAAGAAACUUGAUAAACUCGUAGAACAAAUGACAGAAAAUAAAAUGCAGUUAGAGGAACAGGUACUUACGAUUUCAUCAGAAAUCCCUAAAAGAAUUCAGAGUGCCUUAAAAAAUGCAGAAGAAUCAAAGCAAUUCCUUAAUCAGUUUCUGGAGCAAGAAACUCAUCUCUUCAGUUCCAUUAACAGCCAUUUGCUGACCGCACAGCCCUGGAUGGAAGAUCUUGGGGCCAUGAUCAGCCAAAUUGAAGAGAUUGAGCGCCAUCUUGCUUACCUUAAAUGGAUUUCACAAAUUGAAGAACUAAGCGAUAACAUUCAGCAGUAUCUGAUGACCAAUAACGUCCCAGAGGCAGCCUCUAUUCUGGCAUACAUGGCAGAACUUGACAUCAAGCUUCAGGAAUCAUCUUGUACUCAUCUUCUCACGUUCAUGAGAGCCACUGUUAAAUUCUGGCAUAAGAUUCUCAAGGACAAGCUUACAAGUGAUUUUGAGGAAAUUUUGGCCCAACUUCAUUGGCCCUUCAUCACACCCCCCCAGUCUCAAGCUGCUGGCUUGAGUCGACCAGCCAGUGCCCCUGACAUCUACACUAACCUGGAGACGCUGUUUUGUCAGCUUCUGAAACUACAAACCUCAGAUGAAUUACUUACUGAGCCAAAACAACUUCCAGAGAAAUACUGUCUUCCUGCCUCCCCGGCUAUCAUUCUGCCCAUCCAGGUCAUGCUGACGCCCCUCCAGAAGAGGUUCAGGUAUCACUUCAGAGGGAACCGACAGACUAAUGUUAUAAGCAAGCCUGAAUGGUACCUGGCUCAGGUGCUUAUGUGGAUUGGGAAUCACUCUCAGUUUCUGGAUGAGAAGAUUCAGCCGAUUUUGGACAAAGUGGGCCCUUCGGUAAAUGCUAGGCUCGAAUUUUCCCGGGGCCUUAUGAUGCUUGUUCUGGAGAAGUUAGCUGCUGAUAUUCCGUGUCUACUCUACGAUGACAGUCUCUUCUGUCAUUUGGUGGAUGAGGUGCUUUUGUUUGAAAGGGAGCUACACAGUGUUUAUGGCUAUCCUGACACGUUUGCCAACUGUAUGCAUAUUCUGUCAGAGGAAACCUGUUUUCAGAGGUGGUUGACUGUGGAGAGAAAAUUUGCUCUUCAAAAAAUGGACUCUAUGCUUUCAUCAGAAGCGGCCUGGGUGUCCCAAUAUAAGGAUAUCACCGAUGUGGAUGAGAUGAAAGUUCCAGAUUGUGCAGAGACUUUUAUGACGCUACUACUGGUGAUAACUGACAGAUAUAAAAAUCUCCCCACAGCUUCCAGAAAGCUACAGUUCCUGGAGUUACAGAAGGACUUAGUAGAUGAUUUUAGGAUACGAUUAACUCAAGUGAUGAAAGAAGAGACUAGAGCUUCCCUUGGCUUUCGAUACUGUGCGAUUCUCAAUGCCGUGAACUAUAUCUCAACAGUCCUAGCAGAUUGGGCUGACAAUGUUUUUUUCCUACAACUUCAACAGGCAGCACUGGAGGUCUUUGCAGAGAAUAACACCCUCAGUAAGUUGCAGCUGGGACAGCUAGCCUCCAUGGAGAGUUCUGUCUUUGAUGACAUGAUUAACUUGCUGGAACGUUUAAAGCAUGACAUGUUGACCCGCCAAGUAGACCACGUUUUUAGAGAAGUUAAAGAAGCUGCAAAAUUGUAUAAAAAAGAAAGAUGGCUGUCCUUGCCGUCGCAGGCCGAGCAGGCAGUGAUGUCCCUGUCCAGCUCGGCCUGCCCGCUCCUGCUCACGCUCAGAGACCGCUCCCUUCAGCUGGAGCAGCAGCUCUGCUUCUCCUUAUUUAAAAUUUUCUGGCAAAUGCUUGUGGAGAAGCUGGAUGUGUACAUCUACCAAGAAAUCAUUCUGGCUAAUCACUUCAACGAAGGAGGAGCGGCUCAGCUGCAGUUUGAUAUGACCCGGAACCUGUUCCCCCUAUUCUCCCACUAUUGCAAGAGGCCGGAAAAUUAUUUUAAACAUGUCAAAGAAGCAUGUAUUGUUUUGAACCUGAACGUCGGUUCUGCCCUACUUCUGAAAGACGUCCUCCAGUCCGAUUCCGGGCAGCCUCAGGCCACAGCAGCCUUAAAUGAAGUUGGAAUUUACAAACUGGCUCAACAAGAUGUUGAGAUUCUACUUAAUUUGAGGACAAACUGGCCUAACACUGGAAAAUGAUGUAUCUUUUUUUGUUUUGGAGUUUUUCGUUUUUAACAAAGAGGAAGCCAGUUGGAUUUCGAGUUAAAUGAUGAUGUUCUGAAUUAAUGAAACUGGACAACUGAAAACUUGAUAGAAUCAUUUAUUAUCUUGGACUUAUGGUGUUAUUAAAAUGCUGACCAUAUUUUCUCAGUCCUCUUGUUCCUAAGAAAAUAAAAACAGAAAACUCAGAAGCCAGAAAAACUCAGAGUAAUUCCAUUUACAAAUAUAAAUGCUAAGUCUGUCUGUUGAGUAAGACACAAGAGCAGAGAUAAUAAAUUACAAUGAAUUUUCAAUUUCUUAUGCUAAUUAAGGGAGACUACUGUAGAUAAUCAAACACAGCAAAUAAAUAUUUU
Molecule: messenger RNA, 2878 nt
Organism: Lontra canadensis (Northern American river otter)
Lineage: Eukaryota; Metazoa; Chordata; Mammalia; Carnivora; Mustelidae
Gene: RINT1
Product: RAD50 interactor 1
Exons: 15
Coding region: 126-2504 (792 amino acids)
Biological process (GO): retrograde vesicle-mediated transport, Golgi to endoplasmic reticulum; regulation of ER to Golgi vesicle-mediated transport; endoplasmic reticulum to Golgi vesicle-mediated transport
Cellular component (GO): Dsl1/NZR complex
Source: RefSeq, a predicted model, not a curated record